CCUUAUUAUCUAUUGGUAUUAUUCUUGUUUCCUUUUUCUUUUAUUGUAGAACCAGAGAGCUUGUGUUGUUAAAAUGGUAAAACCUAACUCCAAUAAUCCAAAAAAAUUGGUUGAUUCUGUUGAAACCACUCAUCAAAAUCUAACCUUAAAAAACAUGGUUGUUGCUGCUGUUAAGGAUAAAUCUUCAAUUUCAUCUAACAAAGAGAGUGUGACUGUAGAGAACACUACAACAACUCCAGAACAAGGUGUGAAAAAAGGAUGUGGUAGAUCAAAGUUGCAUGAGAUCUGUGCUGCUAACCAUUGGAAGCCUCCUGUGUUUGAAUGUUGUAAAGAGGAAGGCCCAUGUCAUUGCAUAAUGUUUACCUUCAAGGUUAUUAUUGAGAUAAAGAUAAGUAAAGUGUCAAAAAACGUAGAGAUAAGUGAAAAAUCUAAAAACAUUAUAGAGGUUUAUGGAGCUCCUCAUCGAAAAAAGAAAAUGGCAGCGGACGAUGCAGCCGAGGGUGCAUUAUGGUACUUAAAGCAUGUAGGUUUUGGUUUGAAGAAUAAAUAAGUUAAAGUACAAAUUAUUGUAUUAUUAUUGCAUAUCAUCAACAGCCAAGGUUUCCGCUUCAAGAAAGUUAUUUCAUUCUUCGGUGAUGCUAUCUAGACUUGGUUGCCAGUAAUCAGAAGACCAUGCUCUCUUAGGAGAACCUCUUUUUUCUGCCAAAUUUGUCUUCCUCUUCCUAUUUAGUGUAUUGCUAUCACAAAGGUUAGUGCUGCUCGACGGUGUUUUUGUUUCCUUUGUUGCAUCACUGACGUUUGCUUUAGGUACGCCUCCGUUAAAUAGGCGCACAAAGAAUUUAUCAUACGAUGAACCACCAUUUGAUUCAUUUACAUCUAUACUCUGAUUUCUAACAUCUGAUCUGGUUUCUGAUUUGUUGCUCUCAUUUUUUGAAUGUUGCUUAUAGUUAUUAGAUUUCUUUGCAAUACUUUUCUUCCUGAAGAUACAACAAGUAGAGAUCAUACCAUCAUCUUCAGUUGCUGUGCGGGAUUGUGCGUUUCUGGUUUCAUCAAGUAAAGAACCGAUUGUAAUUUCACGAGCAGGAGAGGGAGAGUUCCUUGGAGAAAGACCUUGAAGCUUUCUUAUUGUGCUUAAUGGUACUACAUAGAACUUUUGUCCAAGCGUGAGCACCGUAUCUGGUUCAACAACUGCCCACGGUUGCUGGAAUACAAACGGAUAUGCAACACAGCAUCUCGGAUUGCGGCACAUAAUCUCAGCUGCAGUCACAGGUCUGUCAUGAAUCUCAACACGACCGCCGGGAUGGACAAUUCGGAGAAGCAUGGUCUUUGAAUUAUUAGUACAAAUCCAGCUUGAAGAUGGCAUGGUUUCUAUGUAUCUUGGGAGGAGGAAGAGGUUAAAGUGGGAGCAACUUUCUGUAACCUCAUUGAGAAGCUUUGGAGAAUGGAGAGUAUAAAUAGCUCAUGAAGGUCAACAGAAUAAAACAAAAUUACAUGAUAUGUGGCUUACAUUGUCAUCAUAAAAAAUAAUCUUCUUGGUCUUGGCUGUUACUGAUAUCAUUCAUUGAUACUAUCGUAGCAUUUGUUUCCUAUAUGACAUAGUAGAUUGGAUUUGUAUGCAUAUUUUUUUCUCUUGUUUC
Trifolium pratense (red clover) is the source of this 1637-nucleotide messenger RNA. RefSeq names its product ribonuclease 3-like protein 1. NCBI's taxonomy places the organism in Eukaryota, Viridiplantae, Streptophyta, Magnoliopsida, Fabales, Fabaceae. Bases 74 to 550 code for a protein of 158 amino acids. The record is from RefSeq and is a predicted model, not a curated record. The transcript is spliced from 3 exons.